This is a messenger RNA of Phytophthora sojae, 2292 nucleotides long. RefSeq lists its product as hypothetical. The coding region runs from base 1 to 2292 and encodes 763 amino acids. The transcript has 2 exons. Lineage: Eukaryota; Oomycota; Peronosporomycetes; Peronosporales; Peronosporaceae. The record is from RefSeq and is a predicted model, not a curated record.
AUGGUGCGCGUGCCCGGAUCUACUAGUCCGAAAGGGGACGUGAAGGUGAAGGGUGAGGCAAUGGGGACGCCUGAGCCGAAGGAUUUCGUUUACGAAGAGAAGUUCCCCGUUAAGGCUCCGAAAGGAGCCGUCCGGGACUCGGUCCAAAAACCGAGUUCCAUUGGACCUGCUGCUAAGCGGGACCCCGGCGUCGCUGAAAAGCGAGGUCGAAACCUGGAGCGCGAGCAUCUGAAGGGGGUCAUCCGCGACCCCGCUGCCCGAAGCGAUGCUCUAGACGCUGCGAUGGACUACAUGGAAGUCGAAGAUGCGAAGAAGAAAGCCGAGAAGAAAACGGAGAAAUUGGAGAUCUCGGCGCUAGCGGUCCAUGGCCCCAGCAACGACACUCACGAUGAAGACAAACGAUUUCGUGAAGCUGAUGUCAACUACUUCCGUCAAGAGCUUGCGUUCCUGCUCCAGAGAGAUCCGCUCCUGCGUAAGUUGGGGCUGACGAUGCCAUGGCCUCUCACGGGUCCAGUUCGCAACCCGCGCACGCUAACAAUCCGAGAUCCGCUUCACGCCGUCACGAUGCUGUUCUGCGUGCUCGAAGAUGCUGGUUUCAAGGUACAUGAACAGCGGAUCUCCACCGAUGUACGCGAGUACGAUCUGGAAACCACCGUCCUUACGCUCGCACGGGUGUACGCAGUGUUGCAGAAGCUCGUCCCGAGUGCAGAUGACUCAUCCGCGCCGUUGCCGACCGGAGACCUCACACCUCCUCGGUUGGACGAUUCGCGGAUCUCCUUCAAGUUUGAAGAUGACGGUGACGCUCUCAUGAGGAGCACUACCUCAACCAAGAAGCCUCCACCGGCCCCGCGUGUGUCCCGCCGAGAACGACGUGCGCAAGGGAUCCCAGCGAUCGCUGCAAACGAUGUAGGACGCGGGAAGUCUGCGCAAGUGUCAAAUAUUGCGCAGACUCGCCCAGCGAGAGGACCACGUGGGAGGAUCCAGGAGGCUCAAGAGGUUGCAACAGAGCCCGAUCGCCCCGGCGAUGUGGCUGAAGAUCUACUUUACCAGUUUGCGAACGAGCGAGACGAGCCUGAAGACGUUGAGAUGCAACCAGUCACUGCGUCUCCCGCUCGGCCACGUAUUGGGUACCGAUCCCAGACACAACCGGAAUACCAAGGAGAUCUCCAUGACCUAUCCGAUGACCUCGGCUAUGAUGGAGGUGGCGGAACCGGAGGUCGUGUCGCAGCUGUGUCCACGGCGACUAGGUUGCGAGCAUCGGCUGUGUCCGAACUGAAGGACUUCAGCGGCAAGGAACAUGACGAAGAAGCCGCCCGAGCCUGGUUCAACAAGGUUAGAACGGCCUUCCGAUGGGAUCAGAUGCAGCCAGACGAGAUGUGCUUGACAUUUGCCGAUUUGAUGAUAGGCCCUGCGCGCAAUUGGUAUUUCCAGCUGAGCCGCACUGCUCGCGCGUCGUGGACUGACCUGGGUGAACAGUUCCAGAUCCACUUUUGCGGUAAAGGGAUCUCCCUCGCGCGCAAGUACUACCACAUGCAGCGCGGGAGUCAGGAAGACCCACUGGAUUACUUAUACCGGCUGAAUCUGGCCGGGAUACGUGCAAACUUGAAGAUCCAUGAUGGCACCAAGGAACAACGACGUGAACACGUCGACCACUACAUCGAUACAGUCCAAGAUGACGAUCUCGCCGGAUCUCUGGUAGUGUUGAGGCUGCCUGACUCAGAAGCUCUCGAAGGCGUCCUGUUGGCCAUGCGACGCCGCCACCAACGUCGCAAGAUUGAGACCCAAGGUUCGAAAUACCGCCAAAAGGCUCCCGCCCCUGCAGCCUCCUCGAGGGCGGUGUGGGUUGUGACUACCGGUCGCGGACGCCGCGGAGAUCACGGAGAUCUCAACGAGUUCGAGGGCGAAUCAAGCAGUUCCGAUAGCGAAUCUGAAGACGAAAGAGCGCACGUGUUUUUGGCAGCUAGGACGCCUACACCAGGAGAUGGUGAACAGCCAGGAGCGCGCCAAGACCGCGAAGACCAACUGGGGCGCCCGAAGUACGGCACUCGAUGCUCACACUGCGGAUCUCGCAAGCAUACGGAUCUCGGGUGCUGGAAAAGGCUCACAUGCCAGAAGUGUGGACGCAUGGGCCAUCCUACCGACAAGUGCUUCUACGUCUGCAAGUGCUGUGGAGACGUUCACGAAGCAGGUCAGUGUAAAAUCGGCGACUUCUUCGAUGCUGUUCGCCAAUGGUACAACCCGACUCGCCAUGCCGGACUGCUGCCCGAGAGCGUCGAGAAGGCGUUAAACUAG